AUGGUGGCAUUGCUUCGAGAAAAGAUUUGGAUAAUAAAUGCCAAAGAAGCUAGCCAAAAGGUUGUGCGACAAUGUAUUUAUUGCUUUAAGUACAAACCGAAAUUACUUACCCAAAUCAUGGGUAUUCUACCAGCGGAUCGAUUGCGAGCGCAACGACCGUUUUUAGUAUGUGAAGUAGAUUUCUGUGGCCCGGUAAAUACCACUCUUAAAAUUCGUGGCCAGCCGCCGAAUAAAACUUAUAUUUGCGUUUUUGUUUGUUUCGCCUCCAAAGCUGUACAUAUUGAAUUAGCUUCUAAUUUGUCGUCUGAAUGUUUUAUUCUCGCCCUCAAAAGGUUUAUCUGUUGCCGAGGGAUUCCGAAGACGAUGUAUUGCGACAACGGAACAAACUUUUUCGGAGCUCGGACGAUCUUGAGGGAGAUUCAAGAGGAGAUGGAGAGAGGCGCAGAAGCCGUUCAACGGUACGCGGCAGAGGAAGGCUUUAGCUUCGCCUUGAUACCGCCCAGGGCACCGCAUUUCGGAGGCCUAUGGGAGGCGGCGGUCAAAGCGGCGAAAACGCUGUUACAGCGUACCGUGGCCAACGCACUCCUUACAACCGAAGAGCUGCUCACCGUGGUGAUCGAGGUCGAGGCAAUCCUCAAUUCAAGGCCAAUCGCACCGCUUAGCGCCGAUCCCAAUGACGGAGAAGCCCUCACACCAGCGCAUCUGCUAAUAGGCAGCAGCUUACGAUCGCUGCCCCCAGAACCAGUGCCGGAAUGGCAAACGGGCUGCUUGAAAAGAUGGCAGCUUCUAUGCUGGCUCAAGCAGCAGUUCUGGCAGAAGUGGUCCAGGGAGUAUCUGCUUGGCCUACAAGCGCGAUCCAAGUGGGCAAACUCGUCCUUAUCCACGAGGACAACUCACCACCUCAGCGGUGGAAAACAGGACGAGUUAUAG
Episyrphus balteatus (marmalade hoverfly) is the source of this 930-nucleotide messenger RNA. RefSeq lists its product as uncharacterized. Gene Ontology annotation, biological process: DNA integration. The coding region runs from base 1 to 930 and encodes 309 amino acids. Gene Ontology annotation, molecular function: nucleic acid binding. NCBI's taxonomy places the organism in Eukaryota, Metazoa, Arthropoda, Insecta, Diptera, Syrphidae. The transcript has a single exon. The record is from RefSeq and is a predicted model, not a curated record.